UCGACUUUUGGUCCCUCGUCGACGCCCAGUUUAACAACAAUAAAGAGCGAAUUGUCAUUUCUAGUCCCAUUAAACAAAGAGGAAAAAAUACUUAUAAUAUACAUACACACGCACGUUGUAAAAUGAGUGGUUCGUGGUUGUCCAUUGACGAGCGCAUGAAGCGAGGAUUUGAAAUUCUGGAUAAAAUAGAAAACAGCAAACUUCGCCUUCUCGUCAAUAGAAUCUGCCAGAGUCUGCAGUCCGGAGUCAGCAAGAAUAUCUUUAACACCGAGGAAGAAGAGAAGCUUCUAGUUUCUUUAAAUCUAGAGAAGGUCGAUCUGACUAUUUUAUUACAAACGAUAACCUCCGUGUACAGUCAAGCGUCCUUCCAUCUUGUCAAAUCAGCUGCUCUAGAAAAUACCAUGAAGGAACAUUGUUCGAUCGGUAAGGAUAAAGUUGCCAUUCUCGAGCACGCUUGGAUUACCCAUUCCGAGGGAAUCGUUAAUGCCUUCAAGCGUCAAUCGAUCUUCCCUACGCAAGUGACGGACAUAAGUUGGAGCGUCGACGUAAAGGCUGCUUCGACCGCUACGGCGAAGGAGGCCAAGCCAAUCGCCAAACUUCAGCUAAAUUUAGGCGGUCUUGAGAAUUCCAGAGUCACCGUGGAAAUGAACAAAACAGAUUUGUGGAAUCUCUUUCACAAGCUGGAUGACAUUCAAUCGCAAUUGGAGUCAUUGAAGUGGGUCCCAUCGUCCAUUCUACUUUGAUAAUUAAGAAAUUACAAUUAAGACA
This is a messenger RNA of Ceratosolen solmsi marchali, 768 nucleotides long. It is a transcript of the gene Vlet, whose product is annotated as COMM domain containing 10 protein valette. Bases 123 to 743 code for a protein of 206 amino acids. Lineage: Eukaryota; Metazoa; Arthropoda; Insecta; Hymenoptera; Agaonidae. The record is from RefSeq and is a predicted model, not a curated record. The transcript is spliced from 3 exons.